Messenger RNA from Tachyglossus aculeatus (Australian echidna), 1338 nucleotides. Its product is annotated as olfactory receptor 10AG1-like. The coding region runs from base 1 to 1338 and encodes 445 amino acids. Lineage: Eukaryota; Metazoa; Chordata; Mammalia; Monotremata; Tachyglossidae. The transcript is spliced from 3 exons. The record is from RefSeq and is a predicted model, not a curated record. Gene Ontology annotation, cellular component: membrane. Gene Ontology annotation, molecular function: olfactory receptor activity; G protein-coupled receptor activity. Gene Ontology annotation, biological process: G protein-coupled receptor signaling pathway.
AUGGAGCUGGGAAAUCUGACUGUAGAAGAAUUUGUUCUGGGAUUUCUGGAUCUUCCCAAACUGAGAGAAUUCCUCUUUGGGAUUUUCUUAUUCAGCUACAUGAUCAUCCUGGCAGGAAAUGGACUCAUAAUUAUAAUCACUACGGAUCAAACUCUCCACACACCUAUGUACUUUUUCCUUAGGAACCUCAACUUCUUGGAAAUCUGUUAUACAUCUGUAACUCUGCCCCGAAUGCUGAUGAGUCUCCAGGCACAGGAUGGAUCUUUUUCUUUCCUUUUGUGUGCUGCACAGAUGUGUUUCCUCCUAAUUCUUAGAGUCACAGGGUGCUUUCUCUUGGCUGUGGUGGCAUAUGAUCUUUACGUGGCCAUAUGUAAUCCGCUGUGGUACCCGAUUAUCAUGAGCCACAAGGUGUGUGUCCUGCUGGUAGCUGGUUCCUGGAUCAGUGGCAUUUUGGUCCAGAUAGGGCAGACGGGUCAGAUAUUCUCCCUGCCCUUCUGUGAUUCCAACAAGCUGAACCAUUUUUUCUGUGAUGUCCCACCAGUACUCAAGCUGGUCUGUGGGGACACAUCUAUGAAUCAACUCUCAGUCUAUGUUGUGGCCCUACUCUUUGUAACAGCCCCAUUUCCCUUGAUACUCAUAUCCUACAUCAAAAUCAUCUCCACCAUCCUGAAGUUACCCUCGGCCACGGGGAGGUGCAAUGGCUUCUCCACCUGUUGUUCCCACCUCAUUCUUCCCACCUCGUUCUUUGGAUCUGGUAUCAUCCCAUAUCUACGGCCCAAAUCAAGACACUCCAUGGGUAUGGGCAAAUUUCAGUCUUUGUUCUACACCACUGGAACACCAGUAUUUAACCCCAUGAUGUACAGUCUGAGAAACAGGGAGGUAAUUGUUGCCCUGAUAAAAUUUCUAUCACAAAGAUUCAUUAGGGUAAACAUGUCAAAAAAUGGAAUCUCUGCAGUGUCUGCAGACUAUUUCACAUGCAAAGGAGGUCAGAUAUCCAAAAUCUUCCCCAAUAAGCUUCUGACCUAUAAUGUGACCAUGCUGAUCGUGACGGUUCCUUUCCUGUUGAUCCUCAUGUUCUCCAUCAAAAAUCAUCUCCCUUUCCAGAAACUGUCCUUAGAUUAUGGGAAAGCACAAAGCCUGCUCUAUCUGCUCUUCCCACCUCAUUGUCAUCACCUUGUUCUUUGGAUCUGCUAUCCUCAUGCAUUCUCUGGCCAAGUCAAACCACUCAGGAGAUGUGGACAAACCUGCUGUCCCUCUACCCCUAUGUUCAACCCACUGAAACCCAGCCUGAAAAAACAGGAGGUGACCACAGCACUUAAGAAAUCAUGUAAGACCUGA